Pterocles gutturalis (yellow-throated sandgrouse) is the source of this 3688-nucleotide messenger RNA. It is a transcript of the gene PKP4, whose product is annotated as plakophilin 4. The transcript has 21 exons. Gene Ontology annotation, biological process: cell-cell junction assembly; cell-cell adhesion. NCBI's taxonomy places the organism in Eukaryota, Metazoa, Chordata, Aves, Pterocliformes, Pteroclidae. The record is from RefSeq and is a predicted model, not a curated record. Gene Ontology annotation, cellular component: nucleus; cytoplasm; plasma membrane. Gene Ontology annotation, molecular function: cadherin binding. Bases 1 to 3576 code for a protein of 1191 amino acids.
AUGCCAGCCCCUGAGCAGACCCCAAUGGUGGAGGAAGGGCUGCCGCAGACAACACAGGAAACUUCCCCAGGCCCAGGCAUGGAACCAGAGGCCACUGCCACUACCAUUUUAGCUUCUGUGAAGGAACAGGAGCUUCAAUUUCAAAGACUUACCAGAGAACUGGAAGUGGAAAGGCAAAUUGUGGCUAAUCAGCUAGAAAGAUGUAGGCUUGGAGCAGAAUCACCAAGUAUCGCCAGCACAAGCUCUACUGAGAAGUCAUUUCCUUGGAGAUCAUCAGAUCCUCCGGCCACCAGUGUAAACAAACCUCGAGUGCCGGAGAGUGUUCAUACCAAUGCCUAUGAGGUCAGGACAGAGCCAGAGCAGCAGAACCUCUAUUCACCAGAACAGACAUCUCUCCAUGAAAGUGAGGGGUCUGUGGGCAACUCCAGAAGUUCAACACAAAUGAAUUCUUACUCUGACAGUGGUUACCAGGAGGUGAGCAGUUUCCAUAACAGCCAAAACUUGAGCAAAUCAGAAAGCAGACAGCAGCAUUCCCUUAUUGGAACCACUAAUAACCAUCUGGCGAGGAGCUCGCGAGCUGAAGGGCAGACGUCAGUCCAGCCUUCAGUAAAUAUUGCUACCAACAGAGUCAUGAGACGUGUCAGUUCAGUCCCGUCCAGAGCCCAGUCUCCCUCUUACGUGGUCAGCACGGGUGUUUCCCCUUCGAGGGGGUCGCUGCGCACAUCUCUGGGUAGCGGGUAUGGUUCUCCAUCAGUUACUGAGCAAAGAUCCAUUACUUCUCAUGCGUAUUCAUCCACUACGCUGCCAGUACAGCGGGCAGCCUCCCCGUAUGCUGCGCAGAGACCUGCGUCCCCAACAGCCGUGCGGCGGAUCGGGUCAGUUACAUCCAGACCCACGGCAAAUCCCAACGGCGGGACUGCCCAGUACCAAACCUCGGUCAGAGUUGGCUCUCCUCUUGCCCUUACCGACGUACAAACCAGAGUAGCUUCUCCAUCCCAAACUCAGCUGGGAUCUUCUUCCCCAAAGCGUUCCAGCAUGACUGCAGUUCCACAGCAUCUGGGAACGACACUGCAGAGAACAAUUCAUGAUAUCGAACAAUAUGGACAGCAGUAUGAGAUCUAUGAGAGAAUGGUCCCCCCGCGCCCAGACAGCCUUACAGGCCUGAGGAGCUCAUAUGCUAGUCAACACAGUCAACUAGGACAAGAGUUACGGUCAGCUGUGUCUCCUGACUUGCACAUCACCCCCAUCUAUGAAGGCAGAACAUACUACAGUCCAGUGUACCGCAGUCCAAAUCACGGAACAAUUGAGCUGCACCAGGGAUCCCAGUCGGCGUUGUACCGGACAGGCUCAGGAGUCGGAAAUCUGCAAAGAUCGUCCAGUCAGCGUAGCACACUCACAUACCAAAGAAAUAACUAUGCUCUGAACACAACGGCUACCUAUGCGGAACCCUACCGGUCGAUGCAGUAUCGCCUGUCAGAGGCCAGCUACAACAGGCUGCAGCAUGCAGCGCCCGCCGACGAUGGGACCACGAGAUCUCCUUCCAUAGACAGCAUUCAGAAAGACCCCAGGCAAUUUGCUUGGCGAGAUCCCGAGCUGCCGGAGGUCAUCCACAUGCUUCAGCACCAGUUCCCCUCGGUCCAGGCGAACGCAGCUGCCUACCUUCAGCACCUCUGCUUCGGUGACAACAAAGUGAAAACUGAGGUAUGUAGGCUGGGAGGAAUCAAGCACCUCGUUGAUCUCCUGGAUCACAGAGUGCUGGAAGUUCAGAAGAAUGCUUGUGGCGCACUGAGAAACCUCGUGUAUGGAAAGUCUACUGAUGAAAACAAAAUAGCGAUGAAGAAUGUUGGUGGGAUACCUGCCCUGUUACGGUUGUUGAGAAAAUCUGCUGAUGCUGAAAUAAAAGAGCUUGUAACAGGGGUUCUCUGGAACUUGUCUUCCUGCGAUGCAGUAAAGAUGACAAUCAUCAGAGAUGCUCUGUCAACACUGACAAACACUGUGAUAGUGCCACAUUCUGGAUGGAACAGUUCUUCCUUCGAUGACGAUCAUAAAAUCAAAUUUCAGACUUCCCUAGUUCUGCGCAACACUACAGGAUGCCUGAGGAACCUGAGCUCCGCCGGUGAAGAGGCUCGGAAGCAGAUGAGGUCUUGCGAGGGGCUGGUGGAUUCACUGCUGUACGUGAUCCACACGUGUGUGAACACCUCAGAGUACGACAGCAAGACAGUGGAAAACUGCGUGUGUACGUUGAGAAACCUUUCUUACCGUUUGGAACUGGAAGUACCUCAGGCGCGCCUGCUAGGAAUCAAUGAACUGGACGACUUGUUAGGAAAAGAAUCCCCCAGCAAAGAUUCAGAGCCAAGUUGCUGGGGGAAAAAAAAGAAGAAGAAAAAAAAAACUUCGCAGGAGGAUCAGUGGGAUGGAGUUGGCCCUAUACCAGGAUUUUCCAAGUCUCCUAAAGGGGUGGAGAUGCUCUGGCACCCGUCGGUGGUAAAGCCGUACCUCACCCUUCUCGCAGAAAGCUCCAACCCAGCUACUCUAGAGGGCUCUGCAGGAUCUCUCCAGAAUCUUUCUGCAGGCAACUGGAAGUUCGCAGCAUACAUUCGAGCUGCUGUAAGAAAAGAAAAAGGACUGCCAAUCCUUGUGGAGCUGCUGAGAAUGGACAACGACAGAGUAGUUUCCUCCGUGGCAACGGCCUUACGGAACAUGGCCUUGGACGUGCGGAACAAGGAGCUGAUUGGUAAAUAUGCUAUGCGAGACCUGGUUAAUCGACUUCCCGGAGGCAACGGUCCCAGCAUAUUGUCUGAUGAGACUGUAGCAGCAAUCUGCUGUGCUCUGCAUGAGGUCACCAGUAAAAACAUGGAGAAUGCCAAAGCCCUCGCCGACACUGGAGGAAUAGAAAAGCUGGUGAACAUAACGAAAGGAAGAGGUGACAGAUCGUCCCUGAAAGUUGUCAAGGCAGCCGCCCAGGUACUGAACACAUUAUGGCAAUACCGAGAUCUCCGCAGCAUUUAUAAAAAGGACGGAUGGAAUCAAAGUCAUUUUAUAACACCAGUGUCAACGCUAGAGCGAGAGAGAUUCAAAUCGCAUCCGUCUUUAUCAACAACAAAUCAACAGAUGUCACCUGUCAUACAAUCAGUUGGCAGCACGUCCUCAUCACCGGCUUUAUUAGGAAUUAGAGAACCCCGCUCUGAAUAUGAUAGAACGCAACCUUCUAUGCAGUAUUACAAUAGCCAAGGCGAUGUCAUUACACGUAAAGACAUAUAUACUGGUUCACCAAUUUACAUCAGUUCCUAUUCCUCACCAGCAAGAGAACAAAAUAGACGACUACAGCAUCAGCAGCUGUACUACAGUCAAGAAGACACCAACAGAAAAAACUAUGAUGCCUACAGGUUAUACUUGCAGUCCCCGCAUAGCUAUGAAGACCCGUAUUUUGAUGAUCGACUUCACUUUCCUGCUGCUUCAGAUUACACAACACAAUAUGGACUGAAAUCAACCACAAAUUACGUAGACUUUUAUUCCACCAGACGAUCUUCUUAUAGAGCAGAACAGUACCCAGGUUCACCUGACUCCUGGGUGUAGCAUCAGAGAGAAGAACAGCGGUGUCGUUCUCAUUGUGCUUGAGAAGAAAUGGAAUGGCCUCAUGUGUCUUGGUUAUGAAAUGUGAAAGUGAAAUAAAAGAAGGAACAAGGAA